Molecule: messenger RNA, 1089 nt
Organism: Tremella mesenterica DSM 1558
Lineage: Eukaryota; Fungi; Basidiomycota; Tremellomycetes; Tremellales; Tremellaceae
Exons: 13
Coding region: 1-1089 (362 amino acids)
Biological process (GO): cytoplasmic translation
Cellular component (GO): cytoplasm
Molecular function (GO): GTPase activity; GTP binding
Source: RefSeq, a predicted model, not a curated record
AUGGGUAUCCUGGAGAAGAUAGAAGAGAUUGAGAGAGAUCCUGAUGCAGAGCUGAUUUCUACAGCCACGGAAUAUCAUUUGGGAACACUGAAAGCAAAAUUGGCCAAAUACAGAGCACAGUUGUUGGAACCGGAAAAGAAAGGUGCAAAAGGGGAAGGAUUUGAAGUCCUCAAAUCUGGAGAUGCUCGAGUAUGUCUCAUAGGUUUCCCAUCAGUUGGGAAAUCAACUUUGUUAUCAAAAACUACCAAGACCGAAUCGGUCGUGGGGGCUUAUGAGUUCACAACUCUGACUGCUAUUCCUGGUGUUUUGGAAUAUGAAGGAGCUAGAAUACAAUUGUUGGAUCUGCCUGGUAUAGUACAAGAUGCCGCUAAAGGAAGAGGCAGAGGAAGACAAGUGGUAUCCGUUGCGAAAACAGCCGAUCUUAUCAUUCUCAUGAUCGAUGCUACCAAAUCCGCUGAACAGAAGAAACUGUUGGAGAUCGAAUUAGAAGCAGUUGGUAUCAGACUCAACGCUAGGAAACCCGACGUCGUGUUCAAGCAGAAAGCUGCGGGAGGGGUGAGCUAUAUAAACUGUACUGUCAAGUUGACUCAGACGGAUGAACGUACCGUCCGCACUAUCCUUCAAACAUAUCGGAUACACAAUUGUGACGUUAUGAUUCGAGAAGAUAUCACAACAGAUGAAUUCAUCGACGUCCUCCUGGGUACGAGAAAAUACAUUCCAGCUCUGACAUGUAUCAACAAGAUCGACGGGGUAUCUAUGGAGACCUUAGACUCCAUGGCGCGUCAAGGAGAUGGUAAGACAGUCAUGAUCAGUUGUGAAAUGGACUUGGGGAUCGAUUGGUUACUGGAGAGCAUAUGGAGGGAAUUGGGACUGGUCAAGGUGUAUACCAAGAGAAGAGGGGAAGGUCCAGAUUUGAGUGAUCCGAUUUGCUUAAGACAAGGAGCUACAAUCGAGACUGUCUGUCAUGGGAUUCAUCGAAGUUUGGCUUCACAUUUCAAGUAUGCUCUGGUAUGGGGUAAAAGCAGCAAAUUCAAUCCUCAGCCUCAAAAAGUCGGCUUAACCCAUAGCGUACAAGAUGAGGACGUGUAA